Acanthosepion pharaonis is the source of this 759-nucleotide messenger RNA. Lineage: Eukaryota; Metazoa; Mollusca; Cephalopoda; Sepiida; Sepiidae. The record is from the annotation of a GenBank genome assembly.
AUGUUUUUCUUUCUUUCUAUCUUUCUUUCUUUUUUUUCUUUCUUUAUUGCUUGCUUGCUUUCUUUUUUCUUCUCUUUCUUUCUCAUUCUUUUCUUAUUCUUUCUCUCUUUCUCUUCACCUAUUUCCAUUUUUCAUCAUCACGUCUUAUUCGCUUCUUAUCUCUUAAUUUCUCACUCUCUUUAUUCAGUUUUCGAAAUUAUUUGUUCUUUAUGUGCAAAAUAUUUUUUUUUUUUAGUCGUCUUUCAUGUUUUAUUCUUCCGCCAUUUUCGUCUUACAUUUUCAGUUUUUAUCUGCUGUUUUCCUUCAUAUUUCUCUCUCGCUCUCUUUCUAGCUCCUAUAUUCCUUGCUUAUUCUUCCCUUCACUUAUUUCGUGACAUCUUUCCUUCUUUUCUCUCGGUAUCAUCCAUUUUUUAUUUUCUCGACAUCUUUUCUCUUUCUUUUUCACUAUUUUUGCAUUGUUUUUCUCUCUCUCUCUUUUCUUUCUGUUUCAAUUGUCGCGCUUCUUUUUCAACAAGAUUUAAUUUAUCCACCUUUUGUUCUCUCUUAGGCUCUCUCUCUCUCUCUCUUUUAGUUCUUUCGUUUUUAUCGAUAUUCCCCGCGACUAUUUUCUUCUUACACAUUUCUAGCACUUACAAGAUGGCCGACCUAUUUACGGCUACAGAAGGAGAUGCUCAUUUUUCCUUUAACAGUCGAGAAAACCAAAAUAGGCAUUUCUCCUUAAAUAAAGCAAUAGAAAAGCAAUUAAGUCUUGCAUAUUAA